This is a messenger RNA of Sugiyamaella lignohabitans, 579 nucleotides long. RefSeq names its product ribosomal 40S subunit protein S7A (gene RPS7A). Gene Ontology annotation, cellular component: 90S preribosome; cytosolic small ribosomal subunit; small-subunit processome. The record is from RefSeq and is a predicted model, not a curated record. Gene Ontology annotation, molecular function: structural constituent of ribosome. The transcript has a single exon. Gene Ontology annotation, biological process: rRNA processing; translation; ribosomal small subunit biogenesis. NCBI's taxonomy places the organism in Eukaryota, Fungi, Ascomycota, Dipodascomycetes, Dipodascales, Trichomonascaceae. The coding region runs from base 1 to 579 and encodes 192 amino acids.
AUGUCUGCUGCCAAUAAGAUCCUCAAAGCCGAGCCUUCUGAGCUCGAGCUCCAAGUUGCUCAAGCUUUCAUCGACCUUGAGAACUCUUCUGCCGACUUGAAGGCCGACCUCAGACCCCUUCAAUUCAAGGCUGUCCGUGAAAUCGAGGUUUCCGGCGGUAAGAAGGCCAUUGUCAUCUUCGUCCCCGUUCCUUCUCUCAACUCUUUCCACAAGGUCCAACAAAGACUCACCCGUGAGCUCGAAAAGAAAUUCUCUGACCGUUACGUUAUCUUCCUUGCCGAGAGACGUAUCUUGCCCAAGCCCGGCCGUAGAUCUAGACAAACCCAAAAGAGACCUAGAUCCAGAACUUUGACUGCUGUCCACGAUGCUCUCCUUGAGGACCUUGUUUUCCCCACCGAGAUCAUUGGCAAGCGUGUCAGAUACCAAGUUGGUGGUUCCAAGCUCCAAAAGGUCAUCUUGGACUCCAAGGACAUCACUACUUUGGAGCACAAGCUCGACUCUUUCCAAUCUGUCUACAACAAGUUGACUGGUAAGCAAGUUGUUUUCGAGGUUCCCUCUGUUCAAGGUGAGGUCUUUUAA